UCAUCAGGGAAGCUACAUCUGACGAUAUUCAGUAUUAACACAGAUGCUGUGCACGAAUGUAUCUGUAAGAGUGAGGUGUCUUCUCUUCCUUCAGAGAUGGAGUCUCAGAAUCCAAACCUGAUCUGCGCCAUAUGCCUGGAGCGUUUCCGGAUCCCUGUAACCAUCCCCUGCGGUCACACCUUCUGUCAAAAAUGCAUCACCACUCACUGGGACACCAAGAGCAAGUCUGACAUCGGACCUCAUUGCCCAUUCUGCAAAGAGGAGUUUGAGUCCAGGCCCAUUCUCAAGCGUAAUGUGUCCCUGUCGGUCUUGACCGAGGCUGCAAACAGCACCGGCCCCUCCUGUAGAGAGGCGCUCAUGAGGGGAGGCGAAGGGGCAAGAGCCAUGCUGCUGUGUGAUCGCCAUAAAAAGCCUCUGGUUUAUUACUGCAGGCAGGACAAAAUGUCUGUGUGCUACGAGUGUGGCAUCUGUGAAUGCACGAACCACGACAAGGUCUUGUUGGAGACAGAAAGGGAGAAUCAAGAGCUGCUGCUGGAAAGGAAGAGCAAGGAGGUGGGGAAACUCACGGAAGAGACGCAGAAAAGUAUAAAUGAGUUGGCUGAGAAUAUCAAUCAAGCUAAGGUGACCCUUCAGCAGACUUCCAACUGGGUCAAUGCCAAGUUCUCCUCCUUGAUAAAGAUACUUGCUGAGAAGCAGGAGGCUACAGAGCUCUUUAUCGAGGAGCAGAAAGAAGGUGCUAUCACUGAGGCGGAGGCACGACUAGCUGAACUCAAGGAGCGUUCCCAGAAACUCAGAGAGACCCAGGAACAGAUAGCAGCUGUACAUAACCUCCCUGAUACAGAGCUCAUCAAGGAAUCACUGGUCAUAGAAGUUCCACGUUUCAAAGAUAUUCCCACAGAUGUAACAUCAAACCUUCAAGAUCGAUUAAACAGCGUCACAGAUGUCCUGUCGCGAGUCUCCAAGCUGGUGUCUGAGGACUUGGAGAAAGCUGUGAGCACCGCUGUGGGUCCGGACAAGGAUGGUUCCCCUCAGGAUAAGAGGCCAGUCCUAGCUGUGGUUCCCAGUCCAGCUGCUCCAUGCCACCCUGGUGGGAAGGAAGGCCUCAGUGCUUACAGAUGCUCUCUGACCUUUGACCCUCGCACAGCCAACGGCCACCUGUUUCUGUCCCAGGAGAACCGUAGGGCGGAGCACCUCACCUCUGGGCCACGCCCCGUCCCAGCCCACGAAGCCCGCUUUGAUCACACCUGGCAGGUGCUCUGCUUUCAGGGCUUCACCCACGGACAGCACUACUGGGAGCUGGAGGUGUCCAAGCCCUGGGCCUACCUUGGGGUAACCUACGACACCAUCCCCAGGAAGGAAAAGGGCAAGAGGUGCAUGGUGGGUAUGAACGAACUGUCCUGGAGCCUGCAGCUGGACGAGCAUCAGCUCAGCGCCUGGCACAAUGGCCGACGGGAGACCCUGGCCGGUCACUCCCAGCACAGUCGCAUCGGCAUGCUGCUGGACUACGAGGCGGGGACGCUCACCUAUUACGGAGAUGGGCAGACCAGGCUCCAUGCCUUCCACUGUGCCUUCAGCCAGGAGCUGUUCCCUGCCUGCUGGAUAGGAGAGGGGGUCAGCAUCACUCUCUGCUCCACAUGAGCUGACUCAUAAAGAGACGUGAAGAAGGGAGCUCAGUAACAAGAAGCACUAUCAAACAUGGGCACUAGCUGACUCAACAUAGACGAUCCUCCUUAACCAUUUUAGAGGUUUUUAAAUCUUUCUUUUUUCUCUUUGCAACGACUGCCUUCCUACAUUUGAAGCAGUAGAACUUACUGUAAUGAGCCUACUCCCCCGAAACUGACCACCUGGCUUUGGUUGAUUCACGUUAUUACUUACCACAUGACAAUAACAGCUAAGGUAACAGUCACAAACUCUGGUCCUAAAGGUUCUAGUUUAAGGACAGCACUACUUCAUUCUGGUUUGUUUGUUUUUUCCUUCAAAGUAUGUGUGAAAUAACCCUCAAUUUUAGAUUGUUACGGCUUUUAGGUAGGAAAAGAUCAAUCUACACAACUCAGUGUGUCAGAUUAUUGUACUUUCACAACAUAACAUUGAGUUCCCUUGUUCUGCUGCAAGGCAGUACACAUUUAUAACAGGUGAAUGGGCUCACAGGCAAAUAAGACAUUAUAAAGGGUAUCAGAUGAACAGAUGAACACAGUGGUUAGUUUAUCCACUGUGUUGCUUUGAGAGUGCUACAACUACAACUAAACUGAAUACUCCUGCAUUAUUUGAUUGAACCCGAAGUGUUAAGUAAGUGCCAUUUGGCUGGUGACAGUGUUUUCCGCCAACUUAUGUUGCACAUGUCAGACUUUUACUGCCCCUGACUGUAGUCUGCUUUGAAGAAAUGGUUCAGAAUUUUUUGGGAGAUCUGCUUAUUUGCUUUUUUGCUGAGAGUUAGAAGAGCAGAUCAAUACCACUCUCAUGUCUGUGUGGUGAAUAAGAAGCUGCAGCUAGCAGCCUGUUAGCCUAGCUUAGCGGAAAGACUGGAGACAUGGAAACAGAUAGCCUGCUCCAAUGUAACAGAAUCUGCAUCCCGGUAUUCUGAAGCUCACUAAUCAACAUGUCCCCUGGAAAAGUCGAAGACAUAGUCCAACGCAUAACCUUAAGUGGUCAUUUUUUCAAGUUGGUUAUUCCAUGGACUUAAAAAAAAACAAAAAACAAGAUGGUAUGUGUUAUUCAGUGAGGUGCUGGCUGGUGAGCGUAGUUCCAUUUGGACAACCAGGCUGUUAUGAAGUCUUUAUUUGAAGCCAACCUUUUGGCAGCUGUAGCCUUAUAGUAGACGUACAAACAUGGAGAUGCAUCGAUCUUCAAAGUCUUGACAAGAAAGUGAAUAAGCCUUUUUUCUUAUGGGAACAGAGCCUCUACUUUUCUUCAGCCAGUGUGGUUCCUCUAAUGUGGAGCUCGACAUGGGUGAAGCAAAGUGUUAGAAAGACAAAACAUUUCUGCAAUAACGAGAAGCCAUUUGUUGAGGAAUUGCUAUAACAUAAUCUUUACGAACAGGUAUCUUCCUAUUUAUGCAGAAUCUGUGGCAACAAUGGGACAAAAUUGCUACUGGAAGUGUAGUCUGUUUGUAGCCUGUAGUAUAGACCAAUCACAUUAAAGUAGCACAUAAAAGGUUUGAAAUGCAAUCUCAGAACCCAUCGGCUAUUGUGUGAUGACAAGUUAGCUUUUUUUUUUGUGUGUGUGUUAAAUUACAUCCCAACCCUCACCUAUGGUCACGAGCUCUGGGUAGUGACCGAAAGAACGAGAGACAGGGUGAGGAGCUCGGACAUCCGGGAGGGACUCGGAGUAGAGCCGCUGCUCCUCCACAUCGAGAGGAGCCAGUUGAGGUGGUUCGGGCAUCUGGUAAGGAUGCCUUCCGGAUGCUUCCCUUUGGAGGUGUUUCGGGCAUGUCCAACUGGGAGGAGACCGCAGGGCCACCCCAGGACACGCAGGAGGGAUUACAUUGCCCGGCUGGCCUGGGAACGCCUCUGGGUUCCCUCAGAAGAGCUGACAGAACUGGCUGGGGAGAAGACUGUCUGGGCUUCUUUGCUGAGGCUGCGACCCGGGCCCAGAUAAGUGGAAGACGACGAGUACGAGUACAAACUGUAUUCAUAUACAGAUGUCUGUUUAUAGAGUGGUGCAGGGAUCAGCCCUAAAACCUGGACAUGAAUUAGCAUUUUAGCACCUCGGUUCCCUUGUCUCAAAGUCAGUGGGUUUUCCAGUAGGUUUUUGGUUAGAUGCCUGAAAUAAGGUCUGUUACACAAGCUAAAGAGACUUUUGUUCUUUGUUACCAACAAAAAAAAAUUCAGUGAAUUCCCAAUUAGUAAAUUCUGAAGCUUUAAUGAGUCUUAAAAAAAAGGCGGUUGCCAAGAUGUGGCUAAAUGAGACAGCAGAACGCCAUCACACCGAAUUCUAUCCUUGUGGUGGUGACAUCCAAGUCAUGCAACUGUGGUGUAGUUUGCUUUUGUCUAACAUUAGCUUUUAACUUCUGGCGAUUGAAUUUACACUUCAGAUAUAAAAGUGAUGUUCAUUUCUGUGGAUAAUCUUGCUGAACAAAACUUUUGUUUGCCACAGAGGUUAUUGUCUGCAGUAAUCUAAAAUCCUAUAGAAAAAUCCUAUGAGCUUUUUGUCAAGGGAACCAGGGUGACGCUAACUUUCGCAUCGGUCUACAAAAAAAAAGGUCAUCCCUGUAGCACUCUACAGAGAUUAGAUGAAAUUCCCUGUUAUCCACUUGCUACACCGGAUCUCCCGAAAUAUUGCCCCCCUGGAACUUAAUGUCGUCUCGCUGAUGGGUUCAGAGAUUGGCGAAAACUCAACAUAUCUCCCAAGCUAUAUGAAAAUCUGAUAAUGCUCCUGGUUACACUUGAAUUUUGAACAUUUUAAGUCCAAGUACAGGCCUCAAGAGACAUAGAACAGCUAAAAGUUAUAUUUAUGCGUGCAUCAACUUUUUUUUAAUACCUGAACUCUUUUUUUGUCUCUGGGUGGGAUUCAGUCCACAGAAGGAUGUGAGCCAGUUGACAAAACGGUGCGUACAGAACAAUAAGCCACUGCAGGGUGUACUGAAUAGAACUCAUUUCAUCAGACAUUGUCCCCCUGGUGUAUAAUAA
Messenger RNA from Epinephelus fuscoguttatus (brown-marbled grouper), 4625 nucleotides. RefSeq names its product tripartite motif containing 65 (gene trim65). Lineage: Eukaryota; Metazoa; Chordata; Actinopteri; Perciformes; Serranidae. The transcript has 8 exons. Gene Ontology annotation, molecular function: zinc ion binding; protein binding. The record is from RefSeq and is a predicted model, not a curated record. Bases 97 to 1638 code for a protein of 513 amino acids.